This is a messenger RNA of Haemonchus placei, 1131 nucleotides long. Lineage: Eukaryota; Metazoa; Nematoda; Chromadorea; Rhabditida; Trichostrongylidae. The record is from the annotation of a GenBank genome assembly.
AUGGAUCAGUUUCCCUCUGUAUCGACUUCUAUUGAACCUGAAAAGGAGUUCUGCGUUAAGAAUAUUCCAGCACAUUUUUCCGAUUGGGACGUGUUUCACAUUUUUCGUAAAUAUGGUACUGUACACAACGUCAAAAUCCCUGCCAAGCAACUGCCUUCAAACACCAAAUACGGGUUUGUAAUAAUGGAAAAUAUGAACGGUGCCGAUGAAGUUCGUUAUCAUCUAAAGAACGGGAAAUAUCUUUGCUUGGACGGUGGAUUGCAACUACUGGUUAGCGGAGUGCGACAGGAAAAUCAACGAUCGCGUGACGAAGCCAGAGGGCCCCCAACUGGCGUGUAUAGCCGACCUCCGUUGAAAGAGCUUUCUACCCGCGGCUGUGGUGCCAUGGUAAAAGGGCGUCCCGCUAAUAGGCUUAUAACUCAAAAGACGCAACGUCCUUCUGCGGUCAUCAGAUGUUUUUCACAAGACCUUCCGCUACAGAUCCCAACAAAAGUCCGCAUUGUCGAUUCGCCUUAUUCUUGUCAAUCGGUAAACGAAGGAUUCGUGUUUCAUGUUAUUCCCAUCGACCAGAAGCUGGGAGAAGAGUACUCUGGUCUACAACGAGAAAUGAACAAGUUCUGUCUGAAAAAUCCGAAUGUCACUGAGAUUCCGAAGGUUGGGCAAUAUGUACUGUAUUAUCGAGACGCAAUUGCAUAUCGUGCCCUGUGCAACAGCGAAUUGACAGUAUAUUUGAUUGACGUGGGUGAAACAGUCAAUACUGUUAGAUCGCAGCUUUGGGAGAUGAUACCAUCCUUCGCCACGUUGCCAAGCUUGGUUAUUCCGUGUGGAAUCAAUGGUAUCUCUUGGAAAGAGCCAACAACUUCGAUGUUUAAAACAUGCAAAAAUUUGCUGAAACAAUGGUCGGAUCCCUGUUCAAUUAUUGUAACGGCGACCGCACAUGAAUACUCUGGGCUGGUUAAUAUGGUGGAUUUAGAGCUGAUGUCCGACAAUGGAGUUGAGAAUUUUGCUGACUCCAUAGUUAAGAGGGGCUUGUGCACUUGGCUAACUCCCGUCCAACGCGUUUACACUCGCGAAGACCUUCUACAAGCGAAAAAUGCUAAGGUUUGUAAAGUUUCAGAUUAUUUUCAUUAG